This is a messenger RNA of Nyctereutes procyonoides (raccoon dog), 2446 nucleotides long. RefSeq names its product nucleoporin 88 (gene NUP88). NCBI's taxonomy places the organism in Eukaryota, Metazoa, Chordata, Mammalia, Carnivora, Canidae. The coding region runs from base 102 to 2321 and encodes 739 amino acids. Gene Ontology annotation, molecular function: structural constituent of nuclear pore. The transcript has 17 exons. Gene Ontology annotation, cellular component: nuclear pore. The record is from RefSeq and is a predicted model, not a curated record. Gene Ontology annotation, biological process: mRNA export from nucleus; protein import into nucleus; ribosomal small subunit export from nucleus.
CGUUCCGCUCGCUGAUUGGCCGAGCGCGGCCCGCCGGCCGCCGAUUGGCUGUGCCCCGCGGCGCGCGUUGUCACUGGGGGGACGCGCGCAGUGGGGCCAAUAUGGCAGCCGCCGAAGGGCCCACGGGUGACGGGGAGCCGUGGCAGUCCUGGCUUCCCAACCACGUCGUGUUCCUGCGGCUCCGCGAGGGGCUGAAGACCCACGGCCCGGCCGAGGCUGAGAAGCCGGCGUCUUCGCCGUCGCCCUCGUCGCCGCCGCCGCUGACGAGGAACCUUGUCUUGGGCCUGGGCGGCGAUCUCUUCCUGUGGGACGGCGACGGCAGCGCCUUCCUGGUGGUCCGCCUGCGAGGCCUGGGCGGCGCGGGCGACGAGCCCUCCUUGUCCCAGUACCAGAGAUUGCUCUGCAUAAAUCCGCCCCUGUUUGAAAUCUAUCAAGUCCUGUUAAGUCCAACACAGCAUCAUGUAGCACUUAUAGGAAUAAAAGGCCUCAUGGUGUUAGAACUACCUAAAAGAUGGGGGAAGAAUUCAGAAUUUGAAGGUGGAAAAUUAGCAGUGAACUGUAGUACCACUCCCAUCGCUGAGAGAUUUUUCACCAGUUCUACUUCUCUGACUCUGAAGCAUGCGGCCUGGUACCCAAGUGAGCUGCUGGAUCCCCACAUUGUGCUCUUAACAUCAGACAAUGUAAUAAGGAUUUACUCUCUGCGUGAGCCUCAGACACCCACCAGGGUCAUCGUGCUUUCAGAAGCGGAAGAGGAAAGCCUGAUACUCAAUAAAGGAAGAGCGUAUACUGCAUCGCUGGGGGAGACAGCAGUUGCAUUUGACUUUGGGCCACUGUCGGCAGUCUCGAAGAGCAUGUUUGGGCAGAAAGGCAAAGGGGAUGUCGUGGCGCACCCGUUGUACAUCUUGUAUGAGAACGGGGAAACCUUCCUCACGUACCUCAGUCUGGCUCACAGCCCGGGGACAGUCGGAAAGCUGCUGGGCCCGUUGCCCAUGCACCCUGCAGCUGAGGACAACUAUGGCUAUGACGCAUGCGCCAUCCUCUGCCUGCCUUGCGUCCCCAACAUCUUGGUGAUCGCCACUGAAUCGGGAAUGCUGUAUCACUGCGUCGUGCUGGAGGGGGAGGAAGAGGACGACCAAGUGUCAGAGAAGUCCUGGGACUCCAGGGCUGACGUCAUCCCUUCCCUGUACGUGUUCGAGUGCGUGGAGCUGGAGCUCGCCCUGACCCUGGCGGCCGGAGACGACGAGCCCUGUGACUCAGACUUCUCUUGUCCAAUCAAACUUCACAGAGAUCCCAAGUGCCCCUCAAGAUACCACUGUACUCAUGAAGCCGGUGUACACAGUGUUGGGCUUACUUGGAUUCAUAAACUUCACAAGUUCCUUGGGUCAGAUGAGGAGGAUAAGGACAGUCUGCAGGAGCUCGCUGCCGAGCAGAAGUGCUUCGUGGAGCACAUCCUCUGCACCAAGCCGCUGCCCUGCAGGCAGCCGGCGCCCAUCCGCGGCUUCUGGAUUGUGCCUGACAUCCUGGGGCCCACGAUGGUGUGCAUCACCAGCACCUACGAGUGCCUCAUCAGGCCCUUACUAAGCACAGUCCACCCGGUGUCCCCGCCCCUGCUCUGUACCCGGGAAGACGCGGCAGCGGCGGAGUCUCCCCUCCGCAUUCUAGCCGAAACCGCAGAUUCCUUCGAAAAGCACAUCAGGAGCAUUUUACAACGCAGCGUUGCGAACCCAGCCUUCCUGAAAUCCGCGGACAGAGACAUGGCCCCGCCCCCUGAGGAGUGCCUGCAACUCAUCAGCAGAGCCACGCAGGUGUUCCGGGAGCAGUACAUCCUCAAGCAGGACCUGGCCAAGGAGGAGAUCCAGCGCAGGGUCAAGUUACUCUGUGACCAGAAGAAGAAACAACUGGAAGACCUCAGUUACUGCCGAGAGGAGAGGAAAAGUCUCCGGGAAAUGGCGGAGCGCUUGGCUGACAAAUACGAGGAAGCCAAGGAAAAACAGGAGGAUCUCAUGAACAGGAUGAAGGCCGUGCUGCACCGCUUCCACACGCAGCUCCCGGUUCUCUCUGACAGUGAGCGGGACAUGAAGAAGGAGCUGCAGCUGAUUCCCGAGCAGCUGCGCCACCUGGGCAAUGCCAUCAAGCAGGUCACCAUGAAGAAGGAUUACCAGCAGCGCAAGAUGCAGAAGGUGCUGAGCCCUCAGAAACCCGCCAUCACCCUGAGCGCCUACCAGCGCAAGUGCAUCCAGUCCGUCCUGAAGGAGGAGGGCGAGCACAUAAGAGAGAUGGUGAAGCAGAUUAAUGACAUCCGAAACCACAUCAACUUCUGAUCUGCAGGGAGCUGGUGCCCGCGGAGUGGACAAGGGGAGGGGCCGACGGGCGCCGUCGAUGAACUUGGCCCUGGUGAUCUCUCCUACUUGUCUUACAAGGAUUGAAUAAAUGUUUUUACUCAUAA